AUUAAAUCGCCUUGGAUCGGUUUGCAGGUAGCAAAUACGAAAAAGACACAACAAGUAAGGCCAUUGUUGUCAUAUUUUGGUUGUUCAUUUUCUUUGCUGCAGGUUCUCGCUGAAGAUGGUGUGAUCGAGCGGUUUGUUGGUCAUCCUCGUGAUGCCGCUGCAAUAAGAGCAACGUUUGCUGGUCUGUGGUCCAUCAAUGGUGACGAUCCAAUAACAAAGAAACUGAUAAAAAACUACUUAAUAAGAGCGAUGCAACCUGUGCAGUUAUCAAAAGUUGUUAGUGAAUUGGGAGUUUAUGGAUAUGCUCUUGGUGAUCGUGGAAUGGCAGAAGUGCGACAGGGAGGGCAUCUUUUACGAACUAAGGGCGAAGAUGUUGAUGAGGUGAGAGUUCCACGUGGCACGUCUUUCAAAACUUUUCAUUUCUUUCAUAAUUAUGGACUACGAAAACACUUGCAAAUAUCGACAACUCUUUCAGAAGUUGUUCUGAAAGGGCCUUUUCUCAAUUGUCCCAAAAUUCAAGCCCACAAUUCACUUUUGUCUUCGAGGAAACAUAAUUCUAAAGAAUGGUUUUUUACGGAUAAUUGUUCACUGACUCUUGUCGCUAAAUUUGGUAUUUUGAUUUUCAUCUUAGAUAGUGGAGAAUAUGUUGUAUGA
This is a messenger RNA of Strongylus vulgaris, 654 nucleotides long. The record is from the annotation of a GenBank genome assembly. Lineage: Eukaryota; Metazoa; Nematoda; Chromadorea; Rhabditida; Strongylidae.